AUUCAAUAAAACUUUCAUGCAAGAAGCGUGAUUCAGUUAUAGAAAUCUGUUGGUACAUUCUUCACAAACAAUUGUUCCUUGAGAAAACCAGUGCAGCUUUUAAAUAUUUCCUGUCGACGCGAUAGCAAAUUGUAAACAGUGUACACUGCGAUUGUGACAACAUGGCAGACUGGCGAAACAAAACAAGAAAUGGUGGAAUGUCCACAGAAGAAAUGCUGGACCAGGAGAACCAGAUGAGAGUCGGUGGACUUGCCAGCAAAGUGUCAUUACUCAAGGGGAGGUAGAGGUGGAAGAGUGGAAGACUUUGUGCUGCCUAAUCACACGGAAACUUUGAUGCUUGGAGCAAGUCAGAACUCCUCCUCAGCUCACACGCACCCCACUUGAGUGGCUUCAAGAUGCUGACUAUAUUAUAUUAUAUACAGUUGUGUUGUCACGAUGCGGUGGAAUCGGGGGCUCGUCAAUUUUUGGGCAUGUGGUAUUAUUGGUAUCAUCUUAAAUUUAAAGCUUGUUCAUUUGUCUUUCUUUCGAAUAAAAAAAAUACCCGUCAGUCUAGAGGUUGAGAUAUUUGGGACUGAAGCAGGUGGGAGUCGCCUGAUUUUAGAGGUGGAAUUAGCGAGGAAAUGUCCACCUAUGUGUGGUGACUUACACAGCUUGAGAGUCCUUGGAAACUGAAGAUGUACAUUUUUUUAUGCCUUUAUCUCAAUGUUUUUCAGUAAAGUCCCCUCAGAAAUAUGUUUUUAAAUGGACACAAAAUGUGUUUGGCUUCAAAACUUGGAUAUAAAUUGCCAAACCGCAGGAAAAAUGCCGGUUUCUUCGAUUUCACUAUUUUGACGAGCCCCUGAUUUCACCACGAUGCCUCACAAUUUGUUAUCACAUGAAUAUUUUGUCUUUGAUGUAUCCACUCUUGAUUACAUAAGAGCCUUUCAGAAAAAGGGUUGCAGCCAGUAGUUAUGUCAGUCGAUGUUUUUCCUAAUAAUAACAGCAGUAUAAUGAUAAUUGAUAAAUAGUAUUUGUAUUGCGGAUGUCCCCUCUAGUAACAGCAAGCUCUGUGCGCUUUACAAUCUAUAGAUAUGA
Aplysia californica (California sea hare) is the source of this 1074-nucleotide messenger RNA. Its product is annotated as BET1-like protein. Gene Ontology annotation, cellular component: Golgi trans cisterna; SNARE complex. Gene Ontology annotation, molecular function: SNAP receptor activity. The record is from RefSeq and is a predicted model, not a curated record. Lineage: Eukaryota; Metazoa; Mollusca; Gastropoda; Aplysiida; Aplysiidae. Gene Ontology annotation, biological process: retrograde transport, endosome to Golgi; regulation of retrograde vesicle-mediated transport, Golgi to ER.